Messenger RNA from Bactrocera neohumeralis, 1538 nucleotides. Its product is annotated as odorant receptor 46a. NCBI's taxonomy places the organism in Eukaryota, Metazoa, Arthropoda, Insecta, Diptera, Tephritidae. The transcript is spliced from 3 exons. The record is from RefSeq and is a predicted model, not a curated record. Gene Ontology annotation, molecular function: olfactory receptor activity; odorant binding. Gene Ontology annotation, cellular component: plasma membrane. Gene Ontology annotation, biological process: detection of chemical stimulus involved in sensory perception of smell; sensory perception of smell. Bases 190 to 1464 code for a protein of 424 amino acids.
GAGGGGCGGCAGAACAUCCUUGGCCCCGGGCGCCCGAAGUUGUAGCUACGCCACUGUUGCAAGAGUUUACAAAUAGAUAACCUAUUGCCUAAUAUUCGAUCUGAUCGACAUGUAAAACUGUCGUACCUUUAGCAGUUUCCAGCAUUACCUUUAUAUUGCAACUGUUAAUUUCCCAACAAAUCUUAAAUAAUGCAUGAGUGGCAGACAAUGUCAUUAGCCAAACAAUAUUACCCUACACAAUUCCUCUGUAUAAAAGCCGAUUACAGUUCGCAUAUUAAAAUAGUUUGCUUUAGAAUUAUGGAGAACGCCAAAGGGAUUGUAUAUUCAUUUUAUAACAUACAACUUUUAUUUUUCAAGUUGUUAGGACUCUUCGGAUUGCCCGCACACUACCCAUCAUUUUUGCAUUAUUUGUAUAAACUGUACUUUUGGUAUGUGGCGAUCUUUGGGAUGUUACUUUUCGAUAUCAGCAUGUGGAUUAAAAUAAUCGGCAACAUAUCGAAUCUGAACGAGAUUAUAAAAGUGUUUUAUCUUUGUUCAAUGGCUAUUGCGGUAAUGGCUAAAUUUGUGCGCAUUCGCCUAAAAAACAGUUCAUAUGUAGCAUUAUUCGAACGAAUCCACAACGAAGAUCUGUUGCCGGUCAAUGUAUCUGAACUAGAGAAGUUCACUCAAUCUUCACAUUUGAGCUGUAGAGUACGCAACAGUUACAUGUAUCUUUCGUUAACAUCACUAUCGUUGAUUUUUGCUACCCAGCUUAUAUCGGAGCCUGGCGAACUACCUCUAUCUAUUUACAUACCCAUAAGUGUGGAGAACUUUUGGUGCUAUUUAAUAGCAUAUUUGUUUCAGUUUAUUGGUUUAUCACUAUGUUGUUUGCUUAAUAUAUCUUUCGAUUCUUUAAGUGCAUCAUUCUUCAUAUAUUUGAAAGGUCAGUUAGAUAUUUUAGCAAAUCGGUUAGAAAAUAUCGGCAAGGAUCUGUAUGUAGAUGAUAAUAUAAUAAACCUACAAUUGAGAGAUUGCAUCCAACAUUAUGUAAAGCUACGGAAAAUUGCAGAAAUCAUGGAAGAUCUUCUAAGCAUUCCAAUGACUGUACAAAUGAUCAGUUCGGUACUCGUACUUGUAGCUAAUUUUUACGCAAUGACUUUUCUAACCGACCCCAGUGAUUAUGGUACUUUUAUGAAAUUUCUAGUAUAUCAACUUUGUAUGUUGUCCCAAAUUUUUAUGCUGUGUUAUUUUGCCAAUGAGGUGUCGCUCAGAAGUGCAGAGCUAUCAUACUCUUUAUACUCAUCCGAAUGGACUCGUUGCAGUAAAAUAAAUCGACGAUUGAUGUUAUUGAUGAUGGCCCAGUUGGAUGUACCAAUUCGAAUAAAAACAAUAAAUCGUUGCUAUUCCUUCAAUUUGCCAGCGUUUACGUCGAUAAUCAACUCUUCAUACAGCUACUAUGCCCUGCUGAAGAAAAUGAAGGACUAAAUAGAAUGUAAUAAAUUUGAAUACUAUACAUAUUAUGUAUAAAUAUAAUAAAAAAUAAAAAUUUUAUAAACUAA